UGAAAAAUCAAACCACCAGAAAAAAUAAAAACCAACAAACAAAGAGAAAGAAAGAAAAAAGAUCGAAAAUUUCAAACUUCUGGAAACAAGAACAAGAAUCCAAAUAGACAUCGCACCCUUCAUGUCAUUCCUGCGAUUUCUCAGCAGCUAGUUUUGUUGCUACAGAUUGAAGAGUUCAAUUGUGGAUUGUAGAUUUUCUGCAAAAUGGUUCUGGGUUUAAGCUCCAAGAACAAGAAAGGUUCAUCGAUUCACACUGAUUAUCUGAUCCACAUUCACGAGAUCAAGCCAUGGCCACCAUCUCAGUCCCUAAGAUCCCUUCGCUCUGUGGUAAUACAUUGGGAAAAUGGGGAACGCAACUCUGGCUCAACCAAUGUCGUUACUCCUUCUCUUGGAUCUGUUAUCGGCGAGGGGAAAAUUGAAUUCAGUGAAUCAUUUAAGCUUCCUGUGACUUUGUUGAGGGAUGUCUCGACCAGAAACAACAAGGAUAGUGAUUCAUUCCUGAAAAAUAUCUUGGAGUUCAACCUAUAUGAGCCUCGGAGAGAAAGAACACACCAGCUGUUGGCAACUGCUACCAUAGAUUUGGCAGAUUUUGGUGUCAUUAAAGAUAGUUUGAGCAUAACUGCUCCAAUGAACAGCAAGAGAAGCUAUAGGAACACAUCUCAGCCUGUUCUGUUCAUCACAAUUCAACCACAUGAAAGACAUCAGGCCAAUUCUUCACCUAGGAAUGGCUCAAAAGAUGUGUGUAAGAAUGGCAGUGAAUCCGUUUCUGCCUUAAUGAAUGAGGAAAACUCUGAGGAAGCCGAGAUUGAUUCAUUUACAGAUGAUGAUAUCUCCUCGCACUCCUCUUUGACAGUUUCUUGUUCAACUUUAGAGUCUCAUGGUGGUUUUUCUGCUCGGACAGAGGAGGAAGAACAUGAGAGAAUGAAUACCGAUGUCAAAGGAAGUGACCAUGAGAGUUCUAGAACAGUGCAGGAGGAGAGUGAACCACAGGAAGUUGUUAACCGGAUUUCAUCACCGAUUGACUUGUCUUCGGUAUUUAAUCUCCCAGUGAACACUCAUGUUUCUGUAUCGGAUGCUUCUAUUUCUGCACAAGAAGACAAUGCUAAUGUUUUCAUAAGCAAUAGCGUUAUGGAUUCUGUUGAUGAGAGCAGUAUGCUGGAUGAUGGGAAUGGAGAAACCAACUCUAGACCUUUUCCACUUGAUGAUGACUUGGGAAACGGUUCAUCUCAAGGUUCUGAGAGUAAUCAAGAUUCGAUCGGUGAGUCGGGAGGGAAAAGCACAGUUGAGAGAUCAAGAAUCGUGAAAUCUGUUCGAUCAUCUUUGGAUAUUUCCAGAAGUACCAGCGGGUGUGGAGUAUCCAACGAACAAAAAGAAGUAAAGGUACAUCCAAAGGGUAAUAGGGAUGCUGAUAUGGUGAUCAAGAUCAAGAAUUUGGAGAGUAAAGUAAAAAAGCUUGAGGGUGAGCUUAGGGAAGCCGCUGCUAUAGAAGCAGCUCUUUAUACAGUAGUUGCAGAGCAUGGAAGCUCCACGAGUAAGGUCCAUGCCCCAGCAAGACGCCUUUCCCGGCUCUAUCUACAAAGCCCUUCGUCACGAAGAGCUGCUGCAGCCAAAAGUGCAGUCUCGGGGUUAGUUCUUGUUGCCAAAGCCUGUGGAAAUGAUGUCCCCAGAUUAACAUUUUGGUUAUCAAAUGCUGUCGUUCUGAGGGCAAUCAUAAGCGAAAGCGGCUUGGAAGAAGAACUACCGGUUUCUGUUGGUCCUCGUACAUUGAGACAGAAGGCUGAACGAGAAAUUGAGAAGAAGCGAUUGCCAUUGAAGUGGAAGGAUUCUCCUCCAAACAAAAGGGAUGGUGAAAGAAUUGGUGGCUGGGACAACCCAAGCACUUUCACAUUAGCACUUGAAAAGGUCGAAGCUUGGAUUUUCACACGUGUUGUAGAAUCUAUAUGGUGGCAGACUUUUACACCGCAUAUGCAAUCUGCUGCAAGGGCAUUUGACAAAGCCAUUGGUUCUGAAUCAAGGAAAAACUUUCGAAGAACGCCUAGUUCUGUAAAUCAAGAACAAAGUGAUUUCUCAAUAGAGCUUUGGAAAAAGGCGUUCAGAGACGCAUGUGAACGAUUAUGUCCUCUACGAGCCAGUGGCCACGAGUGCGGCUGUUUGCCAGUUACUGCUCGUCUGAUAAUGGAACAAUGUGUGGCAAGACUUGACGUGGCUAUGUUCAAUGCUAUUCUUCGAGAUUCUGAUGACAGUAUCCCUACAGAUCCUGUUUCCGAUCCCAUUGGAGAUACAAGAGUAUUGCCUGUUCCCUCUGGAAAAUCUAGUUUUGGAUCUGGUGCCCAGCUGAAAAAUGCUGUUGGAAACUGGUUGAGGUGGCUCAGUGAUCUGUUUGGCAUCGAUGAGGAUGAUGUUGAGAAUGGUGAAGACGAUAGAUCGUUUAAGGCUUUUAAUCUUCUGAAUGCACUAAGUGAUUUGAUGAUGCUUCCGAAGGAUAUGCUCUUGAACAGUUCUGUGCGGAAAGAGGUAUGCCCGGGGUUUGGUGGACCGCUGAUAAAGAGGGUGUUGAGUAAUUUUGAAGCUGAUGAGUUUUGCCCAGACCCUCUCCCAAAUCAUCUUCUUGAAGCUCUUGAGAAUGAGGAAAGAGACAAGGCGUCGUGGAUCACAGACUAUCCAUGCACUGUACCACCUCCAGUGUAUGAAGCUCCUUCGGUACCGGAAAUUGUGAGCUCUUCUUCUGUCACGAGGAAAGCCAACACAAGCGACGAUGAGCUCGAUGAGCUCACUUCCCCUUUGCCCCUCCUCCUUCCCCUGCCUGAAUGUCCAAAGGCCCUUGCCUUUGACUCCUGCAUAAGGUAUCAACUUCUCCGGGACUUGUGGAUGAAGGGAGACUGAGCCACCCGGACAUAUUGUAUUUGUCCAAAUUUAUGUAUGUAUAAUACCCAACCAAAUCCUUUUUUUCUUAUCCAAUGCUUUGAUCUA
Molecule: messenger RNA, 2970 nt
Organism: Tarenaya hassleriana
Lineage: Eukaryota; Viridiplantae; Streptophyta; Magnoliopsida; Brassicales; Cleomaceae
Exons: 9
Coding region: 205-2883 (892 amino acids)
Cellular component (GO): nuclear pore
Source: RefSeq, a predicted model, not a curated record